Molecule: messenger RNA, 1725 nt
Organism: Colletotrichum karsti
Lineage: Eukaryota; Fungi; Ascomycota; Sordariomycetes; Glomerellales; Glomerellaceae
Exons: 5
Coding region: 1-1725 (574 amino acids)
Biological process (GO): protein phosphorylation; regulation of mRNA processing; spliceosomal complex assembly
Molecular function (GO): protein kinase activity; ATP binding
Source: RefSeq, a predicted model, not a curated record
AUGAACGGCACCCAGGAGCCUCAAGAGCCGGUUGCGCAACAGCCUCUGCAGCCCGCGACGGCCAACGCGAACGCCAAUGCCAGCGCCAACGCCAAUGCAAAUGGCAACUCCAUGGCCGCCAAGAAGCGCAAGAAGGAGGGCUUGAAGCCUAUCAUCACCACCGAGACUCCUCCAACCCACCAAUUGUCUGCUGCCAUGCAGAAUUCGCCGACCUCGACCUCCUCCGGCGACGAUCCCGCCGAGAACACGGCCGAUGAGGAAGAUUCUGAGGACUACUGCAAGGGCGGCUACCACCCUGUCCAGAUUGGCGAAAAGUUCAAGGACGGCAAAUACACUGUUGUGCGCAAGCUGGGAUGGGGUCACUUCUCCACCGUCUGGCUUUCUAGAGACAACGUCUCGGGCAAGCACGUCGCCUUGAAGGUCGUCCGUUCCGCCGCACACUACACCGAGACCGCCAUUGACGAGAUCAAACUGCUCAACAAGAUCGUCCAGGCAAAGCCCGAUCACCCCGGCCGCAAGCAUGUCGUCAGCCUCCUCGACUCGUUCGAGCACAAGGGUCCCAACGGAACCCACGUCUGCAUGGUUUUCGAAGUCUUGGGCGAGAACCUGUUGGGCCUGAUUAAGAAAUGGAACCACCGAGGCAUUCCCAUGCCCCUUGUAAAGCAGAUUGCCAAACAGGUGCUGCUAGGCCUCGACUACCUCCACCGCGAAUGCGGCAUCAUCCACACUGAUUUGAAGCCCGAAAACGUCCUCAUCGAGAUCGGCGACGUCGAACAAAUCGUCAAAAAGGUGGUCAAGAGCGACCCCAGCGACAAGGAGAACAACAGAAACGGCCGCAGGAGGAGACGGACUCUCAUCACCGGCAGCCAGCCGCUGCCGUCCCCCCUCAACGCCAGCUUCAAUCACAACAAUCUCUUCCCCUCCACAAACUCCCACACGAGCCUCAGCCAAAUGCUGCACGAAGGCAAAGGAUCCAAGGAACCCUCUCCGAAGCGUGAUGCUGACCAGAAAACGCGCGAAAAGACAGCCGACCUCCUCACGAAAGAAGUUUCAGGUAUUUCCCUCGAUAAGACGAGCAGCUCGCCGUCAUCCGGAGAGAAGCGCAAGGCCGAAGACGCCCACGCUUUCGAUAUCAUCAGCGUCAAGAUUGCGGACUUGGGCAACGCCUGCUGGGUCAACCACCACUUUACCAACGAUAUCCAGACAAGGCAGUACAGAUCACCCGAAGUCAUUCUUGGUGCGAAAUGGGGCGCAAGCACAGAUGUGUGGAGUAUGGCUGCGAUGGUCUUCGAGCUGAUUACUGGCGACUAUCUGUUCGAUCCACAGUCCGGAACUAAGUAUGGCAAGGACGACGACCACAUUGCCCAGAUCAUUGAACUCCUUGGACCCUUCCCAAAGUCGCUGUGUCUAUCUGGGAAGUGGUCACAAGAGAUUUUCAACCGCAAAGGCGAAUUGCGUAACAUUCAUCGCCUGCGACACUGGGCUCUGCCAGACGUCCUCCGCGAGAAAUACCAUUUCAAGGAGGAAGAGGCGAAGCGCAUUGCUGAUUUCCUCACCCCCAUGCUGGAGCUUGUCCCUGAAAAGCGCGCCAAUGCUGGUGGCAUGGCGGGACACUUGUGGCUUGAUGAUACACCUGGUAUGAAGGGUGUGAAAAUCAAUGGGCUUGAGGUGGGCAGCCGGGGUGAUGGCAUUGAUGGAUGGGCGACAGAAGUGCGGAAACGGUAG